AGGACUGCAGGAUGGCCAACCCCGCGUGCGUCAAUAAACAUCCAGCUCGUGAGCAGUGAGCUGCGGAGCGCGAGCGCAGUCUCCAACUUGAGGCUCUGCCCGUGGUGCUGAAUCCCCGGGAACCGACGAGCCCGCGAGCGUCAUCUUUUCCCACGACCUCUUCGUACCUGAGCUCUCGUGUGAACCCGGGGAUGAUGGGAAGUCACCCGUUUCAGCCAGUCUGCGCGAGGACACGGUCGGAGGACUUGUGGAUUUAAAGCCCUGAAUUGAAGCAUCAGUCUCGGCAAGAUGUUUCUGAAGACAUCAUUUGUUACGUACUUUCACUGGUUCAGCCAGUAAGCGUUCAUUCAUUCAUUCAUUCAUUCACCCGUUCAUUCAUGAGAGGAGAUCCAACAUGUUGUAAAAAAAAAACAACAAAAAAUGAACUGCUGUGAUUUAGUUGCCCUUCAAGCGUUAUAGGAUAUCUGCGUUUUAAUCCGAGAAGAGCAACGCUACCCACCGAGACAUGGCUCGUCUGCUUGUUCUGGUCAACUCCGUGGUCCUGUUGCUUUUUGGCAGCGACAUGUUCUUGGUAGGAGCAAACCGGCCACCAGCUCCUGUCAAUGUGUCCGUCAUGCACCUGCGGGCUGACUCGGCAACUGUAUCCUGGGAGGUUCCAGAGGGAGACAUAAUAAUUGGCUUUUCUAUCUCUCAACAGAGGCAGGAAGGACACACGCAGAGAUUCAUUCGGGAAGUCAACACCACCAGCCGUUCUUGUGUUCUUUGGGAUCUGGAGGAGGAGACUGACUACAUCAUCCAGGUCCAGUCGAUUGGCCUCUAUGGGGAAAGCCAAGCCAGCAAGAAGAUCCAUUUUCGCACCCUCAAGAAGUCAGACCGCUUCCCCUCCAACAGCUCCAAUCAAGAUGAUCCCACUGUGCAAGGCCUGGACAAGUCCCGGCAUCUACAAACAGGAGAGAUGAUCAUUAUCGUGGUGGUCUUGGUCAUGUGGGCAGCCGUUAUUGCCCUGUUCUGCCGGCAGUAUGACAUCAUCAAGGACAACGACUCCAGCAACAAUAAGGAGAAGGCCAAGCCAUCGUCCGAGAGGAGCACGCCGGAGCACCACAGCGGAGGGCUGCUGAGGAGCAAGUUUCAUCCCUCCGUGCCGUCUAUCAACAUCAUUGAAGUUUGAGAAGAAGAAGGAGGCCUGAGUUAAAAUACUCUUUCUCCUCCACCAUCAAUGCAUUUUCGACCUUGCUCACUGAUGAGGAUAAAAAGCUUAAAAAACUAGUCUAGUUUCUGUGGGUCAUCAUCAGCGAAUAAGGUUGGCCAUGGCUGUCUUGCAAAAGACACACAUGCAUGCAGACAGUAUUCGUAGGAAAACACUAAAACUACAAAUACACAGUCCUUACCACACACACAGACA
Molecule: messenger RNA, 1402 nt
Organism: Morone saxatilis (striped sea-bass)
Lineage: Eukaryota; Metazoa; Chordata; Actinopteri; Moronidae
Gene: fndc4a
Product: fibronectin type III domain containing 4a
Exons: 6
Coding region: 506-1168 (220 amino acids)
Molecular function (GO): protein binding
Source: RefSeq, a predicted model, not a curated record